AUACCUCACCGCGACAAUGACCGGAAGAAAGCUGAGGAGAAAGAAAUACAGAACGCCAAUCGCUCCUCCGCAUCUCCUGCAUCGACCUCACCCUCGCUGAGAGCUGACAACUUCAACUGCAGUCAGAGCACAAUGGACCAGACUGCAAAUUUACUCAAAUGCCAAUGUGAACCAUAUGAGAGCUCUUCAAGUCACCAGAAGGUUGUAGAAAGUGCUGACUACCUACAACUGACAUCAGCCAGUUAUGUGGAUAGCAAAACAUGUGACUACUCCCUCUCCGUCACUGGACAGCCAAUCGUGAUACGACUUCGUCUAAGAGGCGUGGCGUUUGUCUUGGUUGCUACGCUGGUUGUCGUAGCUGUGGCUGUGGGCGUGUCAAAGAUCAGAGCAAAACCCACACUUCAUGUUACUUUCCCUGCUUCUACUGCCACAA
Molecule: messenger RNA, 433 nt
Organism: Candidula unifasciata
Lineage: Eukaryota; Metazoa; Mollusca; Gastropoda; Stylommatophora; Geomitridae
Source: the annotation of a GenBank genome assembly